CGAUCGCGCGACCCUGCCCGUGAGCAAUCUUCCAACUCAUCUCUGUUGUAAACUCUUGUCGAAAUUCAACUGCAAAAAACUAAAAGAAAACGCAACCAUUUCAUGGAUCACUGCUCGUGAAGUCCUAGAAAUUCACGAUUUACAAGUUCAAUAAGGGAUUGCCGAACUAAGAGAUGGAAGACAGAUUGCCUCGGGCCUGGAGACUAGCCUUGACAUUUAACACGCCGGUUUUUCCAGGCAACGUUAGUCCCCUGACGAUUUGCCGAUUCCGUCCACCACUUUCAUCCUCGUAAUGUCACAAUACCUCGGUAUCGUUCCUCUUGAAGCCAUGGAACUUGGGAAAAGAUCUCGAAGGCUAGAUAGCUCGAGGGUGUAAAAUGUUUACGCGUACGCGUAAUGUCAGUGUAUAUGCCAAUAUCUACCAGACCACGUGUAUCGACUCUUCUGGCACAACUUUCACCAGACAACGUAACGAUACUUUUUUUUUUUCACAGAAUUCAUGCACUCCCGGAUGACACUACAAGAUUGCACAACGUUUAACAGAAUUCGUCACCCAAGACACCGAGUAAACUAGAGAAAUGCAUGGCAAUUAUUGAACGUCCUUGCAGGAAAUAAUUUACCGUCUAAACGCAAUAAAUGCUUGUUAAAUUGUUUCAAUAAUUGUAUAAAUCUCGCACAAUACCACGAAGUAUGAAUGGACGUUGCAUGUACUGUUACUCAUUUUUUAAGAAUAACUCAACGAUCACGAUACAGACAAGCAAAUUGAAUGUAAAAUACAAAUAAUGUGGAAUGUAAGAAGGGCCAGAUGGGCCCUUUUUACACUUGUACAUUGUAUUAUGCAUGUCAGAUUAUAGGGAGUACCAGGGCGAUCUCUUGUAAUAAUUUGUAUCCGUAUUUUUUCUCCGUCCAUUACGUUCGACGAGUCACACUCCCCACUUUGUUUCUGUAACCUACAGACGAAAACGCUCUCACUCCGUGUAACCGAGAUGAUAAAAGCUUCGUAAAGCCGCCAUGGAGAUCGUAGUUCGCAUUUUGGAACCGUCGAGAAAACCACUCGUGAAAUAGCUGUUAUAUUCGAUAUUAUUUAAGUGACUCGAUAUUCCAAAAUGGCGCGAAGGCCGAUCUUCAGCCUCUUGUUUGCACCGGUUCUUCUUGCAGUGUGCACCGCUCAAUUCUUCAAGACUCCGCAAUUUUCGGCGUCCUUGAAUCAAGUAGGACAAGGACCCACCCAAAGAGGUUCUUCUGCAUCCUGUCCUGAGAAAAAUGGGAGGUUUCCUGUACCAUCUCAAUGCGAUGCUUAUAUAGAAUGCAUCGAUGGCGUUCCCGAGCAAAAAGUCUGUCCAGAAGGAUUGAUGUUCAAUCCCGAGGCUCGUUUCAAUUAUCCUUGCGGAUAUCCCAUCGAUAUCAACUGCGAAGGCAGGCCCAAUUUGCAGCCUGCUCAGCCGACCGAUAAUUGCCCUCAUCAGUAUGGAUAUUUCAAAAUGGGCGACCGACAAAACUGCGGACAAUUUAUAAAUUGUGCAGAUGGGGUGGGAUACGUGUUUGACUGCCCUGAAGGACUCGCCUAUAACGCGGAAACCUACAGGUGUGAUUGGCCCGACCAGGUAGCAGAUUGCGACGCUGAAGCCUUCCUGGGAUUCAGUUGUCCUCCGGAAGAUAACCAGGGCUUUUUCCUUCCUGGACAACUCCGAUUCUACAGGAGCCAAGCAGAUUGCCAGCGUUACUACGUCUGCAUCGAAGGUAGACCACGUUUGCAGAAUUGCGGCGAAGGAAAUGCUUUCAACGAGCUGACCGGCUCUUGCGAUGGAGCGGAAAAUGUUACCGGAUGCGCGACUGGACUGGAACGCAGCAACACUAAACCGACGAGACUGUUUUAGAAAACAUAUUUAUGCAAUUACCAACAGGAGCCUUGCUUUGAAGAAGCUACCUAUAAACCGUCAUCAAAACGUAGGAUAUUCUUGUACCUUCAACAAGCAUGUAAAUAAAAAGGGGACGUCGCAGUCAUCGAAGAAGAAACCCCAUUACGAAUCCUUGUUUAGAUUUUAAGUCGUACCUGGAAUGAUUUUGUCAAAUAUAUUACUU
Orussus abietinus is the source of this 2082-nucleotide messenger RNA. RefSeq names its product protein obstructor-E. Gene Ontology annotation, molecular function: chitin binding. The coding region runs from base 1107 to 1877 and encodes 256 amino acids. The transcript has 6 exons. The record is from RefSeq and is a predicted model, not a curated record. NCBI's taxonomy places the organism in Eukaryota, Metazoa, Arthropoda, Insecta, Hymenoptera, Orussidae. Gene Ontology annotation, cellular component: extracellular region.